This is a messenger RNA of Mya arenaria, 984 nucleotides long. Its product is annotated as sentrin-specific protease 1-like. The record is from RefSeq and is a predicted model, not a curated record. The transcript has 5 exons. Lineage: Eukaryota; Metazoa; Mollusca; Bivalvia; Myida; Myidae. Bases 38 to 907 code for a protein of 289 amino acids. Gene Ontology annotation, molecular function: deNEDDylase activity; cysteine-type peptidase activity. Gene Ontology annotation, biological process: proteolysis.
UGAAACACUACUGCUCACUGUCCUAGCCAAGGCCUACAUGGAGGACCUACCUCCUGUUGAUGUUCUGGAGACUCUGAAAAGUCGCCCAGCAUUCCUGUCUGAGUGUCCAAAGCCUGAAGGAUUGACAGGAUCGGAGCGAUUGACAGUUGCAGGAGAUGGUUUGGAACAACAGGAUCUGAACACACUUGAAGGAAAUGAAUGGCUGAAUGACAAGGCGCUCAACAGUUACGCGAAGCUCCUAGCAAGAGAAGCAACUGACUCAUCCGAACCCAGUGCGAAAAGGAUGUUUGUGAUCCCCUCGUAUACAGCAGUGUUAUGGGAUGCUGGAAUGUAUGAUAGAUACAUGUAUACAAAGGUUGAUUUUACCCAGUUUGACUUUGUGGUAGUUCCAUGGAACAAAAAUGGCAACCACUGGGUAGUUCUUGUGGCUCGGCCUAAAGAUUUGACUGUGGCAGUUUAUGACUCCCUUGGUGCAGACAACCGUCCUCUCAUUGACAGAUUCUGCAAUUUUAUGAGUGAAAGGUUGAAGAUAGUCAAUGAUGGCCUUCAGCAUUGGGAACCAGUUUCUUCCACAACAAAUCAACAAACUGAUGGCUCGAGUUGUGGGUUGUUUGUUUUGAUGACUCUUGAGUGCCUUGUCAAAGGAAAGGCAUCAUGGAUCCUGCGCCAAGUGCAUGUGCCAUUGUUCAGACGUUACAUCACUGACAGGUUACUAUUUAAAGGUCAAAGAAACACAUACCUGUGUGAUUCUUUCUGGUGCAAGGACCCUAAAGGUAGAAAAGUAAAAUGGGUUCAGUGUGAUGUAUGUUACCGCUGGUGGCACAGAACAUGUUGCUCAAAGCCAGAUGUGACAAUCACCAACAACAAUCAAUUCCAGUGUGAAGUCUGUGAUGCGCAGUAUGGGUAAUAUAAAAAAGUGACAAGAAAUUUGUGAUAGUGAUGGGGAUAAAGAGUGUUGUAUUGUGUAGAAAAUGUGUAACAGUG